Molecule: messenger RNA, 1920 nt
Organism: Pelobates fuscus (common spadefoot toad)
Lineage: Eukaryota; Metazoa; Chordata; Amphibia; Anura; Pelobatidae
Product: oocyte zinc finger protein XlCOF6.1-like
Exons: 4
Coding region: 317-1714 (465 amino acids)
Biological process (GO): regulation of transcription by RNA polymerase II
Cellular component (GO): nucleoplasm
Molecular function (GO): DNA-binding transcription repressor activity, RNA polymerase II-specific; RNA polymerase II cis-regulatory region sequence-specific DNA binding
Source: RefSeq, a predicted model, not a curated record
AAGUGAUUUAACUCCUAAAUGGCAGAUAAUUUAGCACUGAGACUGCAGGGGCGUGAUAUUUACACCAACUGCUUUAUUAAGCUUAUUUUGAUGCCUAUAGCAUACCUUUAAAAUAGAAAAGAAAAGACACAAAAUUGCAGUACUUUCAUAAUGGAGAAUAACUGACUGGUAUAUUUUUAUGCAGUAAGUUAAUUUCUUUGAUUUAUGGCCGUUCUUCAGGGACUCAACAAUGUUACCAAUCUCUACUAGCACCAGACUCUAGCGUUUGGAGAAAGCAAGUCAUCUGUUGACUACUGGACUACUGAACUAGAAGACAAUGGAGAUGAUUGAGAGCUUCUUGGAUCAAGUCUCAGAGAUAGAUUACCAUCUGAACAGACAGGACCAAUGUGAGUUUGAGGAAGUGGCCGUUUACUUCUCCGAGGAGGAGUGGGACUGUUUAAGUAGAGAAGACAAGGAGCUUUACAUAGAUGUGAUGAUGGAGAAUUAUCAGACCCUCAGGUCUCUGGGAAGGAUUCAUAUGACACCUUUGAUUAUAUCAGCGAUUGAUCGAAGGGAAGAGCCGUUUGUGAGGAGUCCCUUGCAGGAUAGUCUGUUGAAUACUGACCCAGGAGGUUCCAUCAUAAGAAGUUAUCCAGUAGGACAUGACAAGAACAGCAAUACAUUAAACAAGAUUAUGAUAAAAUGUUUUAAUAAAAGGACCAAGGACUCCAACUGUCAGAAAUUAAGGAAUCCAUCAGAAUCCUAUAUGUCUACAAAUGAGAUCAGAAAUAAAGAAGCAAACCAUUUCCCAUGUUCUGAAUGGUGGAAAUGUUUUAGCUGUUAUCCAAAAUUUGUUGAUCAGAUCAGGAAUCCAACAGGAGAGACACCUUCCUCAUGUUCCGAAUGUGGAAAAUGUUUUAGUUAUCACUCAAACCUUGUUAGACAUCAGAUAACUCACACAGGAGAAAAACCAUUUUUAUGUUCUGAAUGUGGGAAAUGCUUUAGCCGUAAAUCAGAUCUUGUUACACAUGGGAGAACUCACACUGGAGAAAAACCCUUUUCGUGUUCUGAAUGUGGGAAAUGUUUUAGCCAGCAAUCACAUCUUGUGACACAUCAGAGAACUCACACAGGAGAGAAACCAUUUUCAUGUUCUGAAUGUGGGAAAAGUUAUAGCCAGAAUUCACUGCUUGUUAGGCAUCAGAGAACUCACACAGGAGAAAAACCUUUUUCAUGCUUUGAUUGUAAGAAAUGUUUUGUGAGUAAAUCAGACCUUGUUAGACAUCAGAAAACUCACACAGGAGAAAAACCUUUCCCGUGUUUUGAAUGUGGGAAAUGUUUUGUCAGUAAAUCACAUCUUGUGAAUCAUCAGAAAAAUCACACAGGGGACAAACAAUUUUCAUGUUCUCAAUGUGGUAAAUGUUUUAACUGCAAAUCAGACCUUGUUGUGCAUUGGAGAACUCACACAGGAGAAAAACCUUAUUCGUGUUUUGAAUGUGGAAAGUGUUUUUACAGUAAAUCUGAGCUUGUGAAACAUCAGAGAACCCACACAGGAGAAAAACCUUUUUCAUGUUAUGAAUGUGGGAAAUGUUUUAGCCAGCAUUCAAAUCUUAUUACACAUCAGAGAACUCACACAAAAGAAAAACCUUUCUCAUGUUCUGAUUGUGGGAAAUGUUUUAUUAGUAAAUCAAAGCUUCUUAAGCAUGGGCGAACUCACACAGGAGAGAAACUGUUCUGAAUGUGGAAAAUAUUUUUAACAUGAAUGUGGGAAAUGUUAUAGUCAGCUCAAUUGAAUAACAUGGCAAUAAAAAAAAAAAACAACUUACACUAAAACCUGUAAAUUGUUAUACUAUUUAUGUAGCGCCAGCAAAUUCCAAAGCACUGUACACAUAUUGAUUUACCAUCUAGCUUCUCAAAUAAUAUAGCAAAGCCGAUUUCUCAUGC